AUGACAGAGGCAGAGCCGCAGGUGCCUGAGCAAGUAGUCGGUCAGUUUGCGCUCGCUGUCUUUGACGUGCUUGCCCUCUGGCCUGCUCUGCGCAUCGCAAUCCAGCAAGGCCACUUUUCGACGGCACAACAUGAAGAUGACGGAUCAGAGGAGCUACGACGGUCUCCCGUCGGACAGCAAGUCGCUCCACGAGCAUCUAUCGUCGCCUCGUCGAGUGCACCUGCCAAGGGCAGCAGAAGAACGCGCGAGCAGAUCAUCAAGCAAAAGAAAGUCGACCUCGCUGAAGAGAUUAUCGAUGCUUUCGUGACCAGUACAACAUCAGAUGCCGCACUACAGCGACCGACCAUCGUGCCCGUACCAGACAAGAGCCGCAUGCAAGCCUUCUUGAAGGAAUUCGUCGAAUACGAAUUUUCCGUGCUGCUCGACGACCAGUCUGAGCGCGCCAUCACUGCCGAAUUAAGCGAGCUAUGGCGAGAGAUCUGGCAGCGAUUCCAAGCGAACACUCUGCCCCCGGCAGUCACGACCGCUGGCAAGCUCGAAGACCUGGCGCAGAGAGCAGCCAGAGCGAGACAAGAGGAUGGCGCAGCGCGGCAAAGUCUGGCAACGCGCAUGCCGAGCGAAUACGACGGCGACUCUGACCUCAGUCCGGACGACGAGUCUUCAGACGGUGACGGAGUUUCGGACGAGGACAUGCAGAUUGACGAUGCCCCGCAGGCUCGAGCGGUGCCAAUCAUCGACGAAGAUGGCUUCACGCUCCACUUCCACGACUACAAAGCUCGGCUAUUCAAGCUAUCGGCCGAGUCAGUCUCGCCUUUGCCGCCGCUAGCGUCUGCAGCCAAAUCUGGCUUUUUCUGCUCGCUCGGCCGCCCGGCGCAGACAACAGUAAACGGUCGACAUCCGCAUCAAGACGUCUCACUGCCGACUGCAGGUUUGGCUGAGCGAGUGCGGAAUCAGCCGCCCAAGAGUAGCAGUACCGUCGGAGGGGUUCUCUAG
Molecule: messenger RNA, 993 nt
Organism: Mixia osmundae IAM 14324
Lineage: Eukaryota; Fungi; Basidiomycota; Mixiomycetes; Mixiales; Mixiaceae
Exons: 2
Coding region: 1-993 (330 amino acids)
Source: RefSeq, a predicted model, not a curated record